Molecule: messenger RNA, 2801 nt
Organism: Styela clava
Lineage: Eukaryota; Metazoa; Chordata; Ascidiacea; Stolidobranchia; Styelidae
Biological process (GO): regulation of transcription by RNA polymerase II
Cellular component (GO): nucleus
Molecular function (GO): RNA polymerase II cis-regulatory region sequence-specific DNA binding; DNA-binding transcription factor activity, RNA polymerase II-specific
Source: RefSeq, a predicted model, not a curated record
UGAUCGCUUCCAAAGGGAUCGAUUGUAGUUAAACAGCUCUUCUUAAUUCCUGAGAACUCGGGCUCGACAAACUUUCUUUAUUUUCGAGACCAACCCAAACAUCGUUCUAUCUCCUUCUUAUCUACUUUUUCAAUCGUUUUAUCUGGUAGCUGAUAAAAGUUAGUUUAAGUUCAGGCACGCCAGAUCAUUUCCAUUCAUUAAUUUGCGGAUUUGUUUAUUAAAAAUACCUAUUUUUUAGCCAUUUACUAGCAAAUAAAAUUUUCAUUCCUUUUUUUGAAACAUAUGGGUCUACGAGAUGAAGAUAGUGAAAAAAUAUAAUACGGUGAAAACUCUUCAAUUAGUCUGAAAGGAAUUUUAAAUUUGGACAAAUUCAUCCAUUCAAUCCUAUUUCAUUUUUAUUCUUUUAAAGUUUUCAAACGAUAAGAAUUUGAGACCAGAAUCAAUGACCUGACAAAACAAUUAAACAAAUGCACAUCAGUUUUUCAACAUUUUAAAUCUGGAACAACCCUUCGAAAUUCCGAAAACGACUAAAAAAUGAAUAAUGUUUCAAACUUGAAUGACUGUACAUUGCCAAACGGUAAUUGAAUUUCAUCCUAUGGCAACAUCAUUCAGGGUUGCUCAGACCCUUGCAAUUUCAUUCCGUUAGAGCAGAAAACUUGUUAGCCCAGAAUCAAUAUUGAAAAUAGCGGCAACGCACACAUUUUUAUGAUUUAUUUAUUUUAUUUCUUAGAAAUUGAAUAGAUAAAACAACAAUAUUGUUUCACAAAUAUGGGCAUGAUGUGUCUGGUGAAAUUUUGUACAAGUACCAGCGCCUACAAGAAGCAAAAGAUAUACUUACAUUCGAGUAAUAUAUAUAUAUAGCUUUAAUGCUAUUAAUGCAUCGAUGCUUAAUUUUAACUCGAGUAAAAAAAUACGGCUCGUCAUAAAUGUGGUUCUCAGCAUAUACAGGGACGUCGUUUUUUUUGUUUUACAUUGAUGAUUUGCUAUAUCGGACGAGGCUAAAACUUUUGUGAUUUAUGUUGGAUAUCAGUAAUUUGUUGAGAUGAUUAAUCGUAAUUAUGUUAUCGUAGAUAAGUUUUAUUAUAUUAGAACCGAUUCGCUUAUCUAUAAAGUAACUAUUUUUAUAUAUCAUCCGUAUAACCAAACGCGUGCGAUUUAUCUUAAUUGACUCUAUAACAUUGAUAAGUUGAAAUAACUAUUUAAAAAUAUUGCGUUUAUCAGCAAGCUAAUUCCAUAUAAAUACACCGGCUAUUCUGAAACAUUUCAUUAACAAAAUCAAACGAUAUACAAAAUGAUUUCUUACCGCCAUCCUUACCAAGCUGUCUCGAAUGCUCAAUGGACGCCAUUUCUUCGUUUUAAUUAUGCAGGAAGUUCGGAUUUAGAAGAAAUUACAACAAAGAAGAGGAAAUUUUCAUCAAAUGAAGAUUCGGGGUUUACGAAAGUUGCAGUUGUAAAUAAGGAGACACAAGUUACAAAACUUCUCGACUUUUCGAAGUUUCCCGAACAGGUGGAAGAAAAAAUAAAUAACCGACAAAGGAAAACGAAAAGUACUCUUUUCACCAUAGACGAAAUACUGGGACAUUCGGCCGAAAGCCCAAGUAAAAAGAGAAGACUUGAACUUCCGCAGUCAUCUAAAACCAAAGAUGAUUCAUUCGACUCUGGUUUUGCAUCGUCUGGAGAAAACGAUGAAUCGAUUAUUUCAUGUCCUUGUGCAAAUGACAGUGGAAUUUGUGUCAAUGAUUCACGAGAAAAAUUUGGUCAAAUUCAUUCUAUGACAACAGACUUACCUCAACCUAAAGUAAGAAAUAAUCGACAAUUACCGCAUCCAGAAAGCUAUAGUGGUUCAUAUAUUCCUGUCAAUGAUGCAUAUUAUUUACAUUCCGGAUUACACCACUUUGUGCAGCAAAAUUGGAUGUAUCACAACCAACAUGCGAUAUCGUAUGCACCUAUUGAGACUGCAGCUUUCGUUGGUCAAGGCAAUACUCACUCAAAUAUGUGUUCACAUUCACCGAAACACCGAUCUCAAAAAACAGAAAAGACUAAACGAACAAGAACUACAUUUACUCAAAAACAGUUGGAACGUUUGGAAAUUGAGUUCAGCAAUCAUCAAUACAUGGUUGGAAUUGAAAGACGAGAACUUGCUAAAAAACUCAGAUUGACAGAUACGCAAGUGAAAGUUUGGUUUCAAAACAGAAGAAUUAGGUAUAGGAAUGAAAAGAAGCGCGAACCCGAAGAAGAAACCAACAAACUGGACAUUCUCAAACGCGAAGCAAUCGGAAAAUGAUAGGGAUUUCUGAUGUUUACAGAUUUAAGUUUCAUAGAGGUUGUCUUUGUAAUAUUUGAUUAUAAAAAGUUUCGUGGAAUAAGGUUCCUAAUUAAUAACGAAUAUAUGUUAACAAAAUGAUCUAUUUUGUUGUUAAGUAAAAUGUGUUUGUGUGUGUGAGUAGCUCAGUUCCGUUAGAGAAAUGCUGGGUGAUUAAUUUCAAAAUUCUCAACAAAAUGCAAAAUAUUCAAUUCCAGGAUGUGGGUUCUCGUCUUGACGUUAAUUGAAACAAACGUUUAUCGCUUCCAGAAGGAUCAAUUUUAGUUGAACAGCCCUUCCUAAGUCUUACGAACUCAGGCUGACAAACUUUCUUCACCUCAGAGAUCGACCUAAAUAUCGUUCUAUUUCCUUCUUACUGAUGGCUGAUUUUAAUGGGUUUUUUUAUUAUAAAUGUGUAGAUUUUGUUAAUAAGUCAAUUCUUUCUUGAAAUUUACUUCUGUGUUUCUCCAGAUUUUGUUUUUGCUGUAAAAAUAUACGG